Brugia pahangi is the source of this 1725-nucleotide messenger RNA. NCBI's taxonomy places the organism in Eukaryota, Metazoa, Nematoda, Chromadorea, Rhabditida, Onchocercidae. The record is from the annotation of a GenBank genome assembly.
AUGAAAGCAGCCCAACUCAACAGAAUCGAUGUAAGCGUGGAGAAGUAUAUAGAUAGAAUUUGGGAUUUAACACAUUCUAAAAAAUAUCAAAAAAUAGGCAGAUCAGAACUGAAGGAAAUAUUUAGACGCGAUAGUAGAGAACAAUUUUAUAAAUACGUCGAUACCGUGUUUACCGCUCAUCUGAAGUAUCGACAUGGCUACGAUACGAAUGCUCCGUGCUGGGAUUUUAUUACCUCGUUUUUCUUUACGGCAACGAUGCUCACAUCAAUUGGAUACGGUUAUGUUGCACCAUCAACAUUCUCCGGACGUUUAUUCGGUGUCAUCUACUGUCUCAUUGGCAUCCCACUAACACUGGUUACAGUGGCUAACAUUGCCAAGUUCAUAUCAGAAUGCGCUUUUUUAAUUCAUUACAAUUGCUGGAAAAAAUUAACGACAUGGAGAGAUCGCCGGAAAGGAUUUACGAUCCAUGACCUUCGACCUGUUUUCAGUGAAAAUGAAGAUGAACAAGAAUUAUUAGACAAAGUAAAGCUUGUUCGCUUUCCACCCGUAAUUUUAUUUCUAAUUGUGUUCUUAUAUGGCCUUUUCGGCUCAUAUAUUAUUCAAAAGAAAGAACAUUGGACUUAUACCGAAUCAGUGUAUUUCACAUUUAUUAGCAUUUUGACAGUUGGUUUCGGUGAUUAUCGCCCAGAACAGCAAAACAUGUUGGUAGUUUUGUGUGUCAUCAUGGGUGGCAUAAUUCUGACAACAAUGUGUAUGGAUGUUGUCGGUCGAAUGUAUCUAAAGGAGAUUCAUUACAUUGGCCGUAAAAUUCAAACGAAUAAUCCCUUCUUUUUGAUUCGUGAAGCAAAAGCAAGGCGACGACGACAAGCAACUGCAAGUAUGCUUUUGGAAUUAGCAAAAGGAAUGAUAUUUGAACAUAAUAAUACUCAUAUGGGUGCAAUGGCCAGAAGACGAAUGAGCAGAAAGCUUCAAAAACGCGGGCCACGCAUGUUAACAGAUGAUGAAUUUAUGUUCGCUCGUCUGCCACCAGAUCCACCACGGGAAUGUCAGGUUGUUUCCACAUCCGCUUAUUCAGUACGCCUUGCAUGGGCACCAGCAUUUUCUGCUGACGAUCAAGUUACCUACAAUAUACGUUAUCGGAUCAAACAUCAAGAAGACAGUAAAAUGCGUGAACUGCGCGGCAUUCAAGGACAUUCAGCGGAAAUUAUGAGCGUUGAUUCCUGUUCUUUGUAUGAAUUUCGUAUCACAGCUGUUUCACGUUACGGUGAAAGCAAACCAGUCUAUCUAGUGCAAUAUACAGAGCCACAGCUUAGCCCACAACAUAUCUUAGCUCAACGAUUGAAUGCAAACACUAUCGAAUUAUCUUGGGAACCACCUUACAAACGCACCAGAGAUGUUGCGAAUUAUAUUGUUUAUUAUACGGAAAAUCCUAAUGCUCACUUCUCAGUCUGGGAACGCAUCACAGUUCGUGGACAACGAAUAGUUUUUCCUGAUCUACGCUAUGACUGGUUCUAUACGUUCUGUGCCACAGCUUGUUUCAAGGAUGGACAGCGAUCACCACUAUCUAGAGCGCUAUUUGUCAAGACUGAGAAGUUGGAAUUCCGGCCUAAAUGUGUUGGUCAAUCGCAUACCAUUGAAGUAAUGAAUACAAUACAGUAUGCAGAAGAUGAAAUUAAUGAAAGAGUGCCCUUAUUGCCUCGAGACUAUGUAUCUUUUCAGAACUAA